Molecule: messenger RNA, 872 nt
Organism: Copidosoma floridanum
Lineage: Eukaryota; Metazoa; Arthropoda; Insecta; Hymenoptera; Encyrtidae
Product: chymotrypsin-1-like
Biological process (GO): proteolysis
Molecular function (GO): serine-type endopeptidase activity
Source: RefSeq, a predicted model, not a curated record
UUGGCCGUGCAAAAUGAAGAGCUACUUGGCUUUGUUGUUCAUUGGCUUUCUCUCGACGAGCUACGUCGAGGCCGUCAGCCGAAUAUCGGGCGGCUCCGACGCACCGAUCGACAAAUUUCCCUUCUCGGCCUUCCUCAAGGAUAACUUGGGCUUUUUGUGCGGCGCUACCAUCAUCCACAAGAACUACGUGCUCACCGCUGCCAGCUGUGUUUACCAAUUGGCGUCCCCUAGAAAUGUGGAAGUGGUCGUCGGCACUAUCAACUCCACCGGAGACGGUGGGGAUCACUAUCCCGCAAAACGCAUCAUUGUUCACGAGCAACACAAGCGCGUGGACGGCCUGUACUCCAAGAACGACAUUGCCCUGGUCGAGGUGAGCGGAGAUAUAAAGUUCAACGACAAAGUGCAGCCCAUCAAGUUGCCAUCGGAAUCCGCGGUUUUUAUUCCUGAAAACACGACGGUCAUUCUUUCGGGGUACGGGCAGACGGAGAAAUACUCGAACAAUCAGCCGGAUACCCUUCACUUCGUGAAAAACGAGAUAAAAGAUUACACGAUAUGCGCCCUCACUUGGCUGAGCGUGAGAUUCAUCGUUUUGAACAAGGGCCAAAUUUGCACCAAGGCACCGCGAGGUGUGGGCGCGUGCAUCGGUGACUCGGGAUCUCCACUGGUCAACGAAGACGGUGUUCAAGUUGGAAUAGUGUCCUUCGGGAUGCCCUGCGGCAAUGGUUAUCCGGACGUGUACACGAACGUGGCUUACUACGCCAAGUGGAUCAACAGCAAGAUUUCCACCCCUUCGGGGACUUUGUGAUGCAUUGAUACUUGAUCGGGUGUUUUUUUUAUUUUUUAUUAAUGGAUAAAUAAAUUUUUCAUUGAAA